Eruca vesicaria subsp. sativa (arugula) is the source of this 360-nucleotide messenger RNA. The record is from the annotation of a GenBank genome assembly. NCBI's taxonomy places the organism in Eukaryota, Viridiplantae, Streptophyta, Magnoliopsida, Brassicales, Brassicaceae.
AUGAAGAAGCUUAUAUCACUUUUCAAGAAUGUUCAUUCUCGCCAAUGCCAAGUAAACUGGUCUGUGGAAGUACGUUUCCUGCAACAAGAUUCUGUGUCUAAACGCAAGAAAUAUAAGUAUCCACCAGUUUAUGAUCCGUAUGGUCCUAGACCUCAGCCUUCAAGCAAGAUCAUGGAUCUAGCUGAGCUUAUAGCUGCAUUAUCUCCACAAGAGCGAAAACAAAUCAGUCCUGGGCUCAAUGAACACCUCAGGCUUCCAAAGCAACAGAUGAUUUCAACACAAGUCAUGAGUAUGGGAACGAAACAAGAACUGGGACGGGAAAAACAGAGGAGAAGAAGGAGAAGACGUCUUUCAAAGUGA